UCGGUGUCAGACCCAUUACUAUAAAAGAAGCUACACUUCACCCUUCUCCAUACACUUUUGCUUUCUUUAUCCAAUAAUAAUCGCCCCCCUCCUUUUUUUUUUUAUCUUCUUUCCCUCAACUCCCUCCUUUGUUUAUUCUUGACCUCUGCUUUGAUGAGCUUAUAAGAACUUCCCACGAGUGUCACCCAAAUAAUAGAAAGUGUUGUGUUGUGUUGUGCAGUGGUGAGUGGUGGGGUUCCAAUUAACAAAGUAGUAGUAUUAUGGAGAAGCUCAAUUUUGUGAAGAAUGGGGAACUUAGAUUGCCUCCUGGAUUCCGUUUCCACCCGACUGAUGAGGAACUUGUUUUGCAAUACUUGAAGCGUAAGGUCUUCUCUUCCCCUUUGCCGGCCUCUUUUAUUCCUGAGGUUGAUGUUUGCAAGUCUGAUCCUUGGGAUUUGCCAGGUGAUUUGGAGCAAGAGAGGUACUUCUUCAGCACGAAGGAGGCCAAAUAUCCUAAUGGGAACAGAUCCAACAGAGCCACCAACUCGGGUUAUUGGAAGGCAACAGGUUUGGACAAACAAAUUCUAACUUCAAAAGGGAACAACCAAGUUGUGGGGAUGAAGAAGACUCUCGUUUUCUACAGAGGCAAGCCUCCUCAUGGUUCAAGAACUGAUUGGAUCAUGCACGAAUAUCGCCUCCUCACCACCACCACCACCUCUCACUCUCACGCUCACACUCAGACCCCUCUGCUUCCCGUGGAAAAUUGGGUUCUGUGUCGGAUAUUUUGGAAGAGGAGAGGUGCUAAAAACGGGGACGACAGAGACGCUUUGAGACCAACCCUUGAUAACAUUACCCGCAAGGUGAGGAACUCUAGGAUGGUUUUCUAUGACUUCUUGGCACAAAACAAGACUGAUUUAAACCGUGUACCUGCUUCCUCAUCCUCCGGCACCAGUGGAAUCACUGAGCUUUCCACCAAUGACAAUGAAUCAGAUGAACAUGAAGAGAGCAGUAGCUCCAACACCUUCCCUUAUUUUAGAAGAAAACCUUAACAACAAACUUUGUUACGGUUUCCCUUCUCUAGUUGUUGUAUUAGUAUCUGCACUUCUCUUUUUCCGUCUCUAAAAGAAAUCAAGCUUCGCCUCUUUCUUUCUUUCUUUCUUUCUUUAAUUAGAUCUAAUUACCAUCACUUGUUCAAACCAAGUAUAGUAUCCCAAACGACACCGGCAUUGAGGGUAGUCUGAACUCUGAAGAGUUAUGGUACUGAUACUACUUACUAUGUAAUACGAUUCUUAAUUUUCCUUCAAUUUCCCUCUGAAUUCUACCUUUUUCCAGAUACUAGUAAUGCCCAUCAUCGCCAUUCAAUGGUUCUUUUAGCAAAAAGCUACUCAUUUUCAGUUCCAAGGAGAACCUUUGACAGAGGAAAAGGGGGGAACGGAAAAGAGAAAAGGGAUGGAAAGCAUGAGAAAAAAAAAAAAAAAAAAACAAUCUUGUCCAACAAUAAAACACCAUUUUGAGGAUAACAAGCAUAGAAUAAGAACAUAAUCUUUGCGAGAUCAGCAUCGCACUAGUUAGUUGCUUAUUAUUCCUUGUGGGAAAGAAGAACCUGCAAAUGGUCAAUUCCAUAAAUAAAUAAAAAAGUG
Molecule: messenger RNA, 1619 nt
Organism: Gastrolobium bilobum
Lineage: Eukaryota; Viridiplantae; Streptophyta; Magnoliopsida; Fabales; Fabaceae
Product: NAC domain-containing protein 83
Exons: 3
Coding region: 261-1028 (255 amino acids)
Biological process (GO): regulation of DNA-templated transcription
Molecular function (GO): DNA binding
Source: RefSeq, a predicted model, not a curated record